UGAUACACUAUUCGCAAGUUUCCUAUACUUAGACGUUCAACCUUCACAACAACAACAACAACAACCACCAACAACCUCCUCACUAUGAGAUAUCUUCCCGAUAUUGCCUUCAAAUCAACCGGCGAGAUAAGGACCUUUGGAUUCCGGGACGUAUCGCAAAUAAUGCACCCAGACUUGCUUGGUGCACUUGAACUUGAUGGCUUCAAUCGACGACGCAUUUGAACUUCACGCGGUGAGGCUUUUUCAAAAUGCCUGGCCGUGGUGCCAUUGUGGAAAGAGGACUACAGAAGAACAGCUAUUAUAUUCAUGGGGUAGAUGGACACAGUUACCAUGUUAAUAAGGUAUCGAAAGGAGGAAGACUCUCUCUUAGAUGUAUACACUACGGAAGCAAACGAACCUGCCGAGCGAGAGCCAACAUGGACAGAGAUGGUAAAAAUUUCCGACCUGGAGUUAACCAUAGACACAACCACCCUAAGUCAAGAAAUCUAGUACAUGAAAGAAGAUUUAGAGCUCGCCUGCUUAAUCAAUGCCGCCAGCUGGAUUGUGCUGAUUUUAGUUUGAAAGACCUGUACAACAAAGUUAAACGUGAAAUGAGACAGGAAAUGCACUUGUCCCGAGAUGCUUUAGUCAACGUGCCAUAUGUUAAGUUGCGGCAGUCGAUGCAGAGAGCCAGAGCGCAGAUACUACCAAGGAUACCCCACACAUUAACUGAUCUAGCUCAUAUUCUGGAGGAUCCCAAUUACAAAUUUUUAACAGAUACAUUAGAUGGGGAAGAUUGCAUCUAUUUGGGCAAAUGUGGUCAGUCUAGUUUAGGUACCAGGUGCAUUAUUUUUGCAUCACGCAGGCAUCUGAGAUAUCUAUCCACCAAAAAGUUCGACAUUAUGAGCGACGCCACAUUUUCAAGUGUACCAGGUGCAAUUGGUGCUGCUCAGAUUUGGACAAUUCUUCAUUUAAGGAGGCAUCAUACAACUCCUUUAAUACGAGUGCUGAUGCAGUCGAAAUUACAAGAAUGUUAUGAGGAAGCUCUCAGGGCCAUUCGCGCUGUGAUUCCAGAUUUUGCACCGCAGUCUGUCAUGUGCGAUUUUGAGGCCGCUCAGGCCAAUGCUUGGAAAGCUGUCUUUCCUCUCAUUGUGGUACUUGGCUGCUUCUUUCACAGUUCCAAGGCAAUUGCUGCAAAAGCAAAGAAACUUCAUCUACUUCAAUAUAUUCAAAGAUAUGAAGCAAUUGAUAGUAUUGUCAGGUCAUGCUGUGCUCUGGCACUUCUGCCACCAGAAAAAAUGUGGGAUGGCCUACUUGUCCUGAGCCUGAGAGCACAGAAUGAGGGAUUCUGGAAUGUUUUAUCACACCUUUUUGUGUACAUAAGAAACACCUGGUACUCUGCAUCAAAACUCCCUAUGUUUUGCGUAUAUGAUGCAGAAGACAGGACAAACAAUGCUUGCGAGUCAGCCAAUGCCUCCCUCCGCGCAGCUGUCAAACAUAAACACCCAAACAUUUGGUGUUUCCUCAAUGCACUAAUUGACCUUGAAGACUCAACUGAAGACGAUAUUUAUGUUCUGAAUUCAGGACGAACACCCAACAGAGCACGAGGCAGAACUGUUCUAAUGAAUGACGAGACCAUUGCUGGACUCCAAGCUGAUUUGCAACGAGAUAAUAUCACUAUUGAUGACUUUUUGAGGCAGGCAUCAAGGAGAGUGGAAGGUGUAUACAAUAUUGCCCUAGACCUUUUGUAAGCGGUCUAUUGAUUCUUGUACGAGGUUCUCUAAUUU
This is a messenger RNA of Frankliniella occidentalis (western flower thrips), 1766 nucleotides long. RefSeq lists its product as uncharacterized. Lineage: Eukaryota; Metazoa; Arthropoda; Insecta; Thysanoptera; Thripidae. The record is from RefSeq and is a predicted model, not a curated record. The coding region runs from base 249 to 1730 and encodes 493 amino acids. The transcript has 6 exons.